AUGGCAGGAUACGCAUUAAAAAGACUCAUGACAGAGUAUAAAGAACUAACAACACGCCCACCAGAGGGAAUAAUCGCUGCUCCAAUCGACGAGGAUAACUUCUUCGAAUGGGAAUGUCUCAUUACAGGACCAGAAGAAACGUGCUUCGCCAAUGGUGUCUUUCCUGCACGUAUCACUUUUCCACAAGACUACCCGCUGUCGCCACCAAAAAUGCGUUUCACAUGUGGAAUAUUCCAUCCGAAUAUCUACGCAGACGGACGUGUCUGCAUCUCGAUUCUUCAUGCACCCGGAGACGAUCCAACCGGUUACGAGCUAUCGAAUGAACGAUGGUCGCCUGUUCAAUCGAUUGAGAAAAUUCUGUUAAGUGUUGUGAGUAUGUUGGCUGAACCAAACGAUGAGUCGCCAGCGAACGUGAGCGCUGCCAAAAUGUGGCGAGAGGAUCGUGCGCAAUUCGAGAAGAUCGCCGACUCGUUGGUUCGCAAGACACUCUGUCUUCCCGCGUCGGAAAUUUGA
This is a messenger RNA of Caenorhabditis remanei, 513 nucleotides long. RefSeq lists its product as uncharacterized. Bases 1 to 513 code for a protein of 170 amino acids. The transcript is spliced from 4 exons. The record is from RefSeq and is a predicted model, not a curated record. Gene Ontology annotation, cellular component: endoplasmic reticulum; cytosol. NCBI's taxonomy places the organism in Eukaryota, Metazoa, Nematoda, Chromadorea, Rhabditida, Rhabditidae.